CGCAGCUUCGCUUCCCAUUUCAAACCAUAUCCCCUCUCCUCGCCUCCUCCCCUCCGCCUCUCUCCUCGUCGGCGGGAAGGGCCGCGACGCGACGACGAUGUGCCGGUGCGCGGCGGCGAUCGCGAGGGCGGUGGUGGAGUUCCUCGACGCCGUCCUCGUCGGCUUCUUCCUCUCCUUCUUCGGCCCCCACCCCCGCGACCGCGACCGCGACGACAGCCCCGGCUCCGGCCGCCGCGAUUCGCUCGCGCACAAGGAUCGGCUCGGGGAGCUGCUCUCGGACGACGAUGAGCUAGGAUUGGGAGGGAGGGGAGGAUCUCAUGAGGAUUUGGCUGAUGAUUGUGGCAGCGAUGAGGAGCUUCGAUCCGAGGCAAAUUUCCUCAAGUUAUGUGGCACACUAUUUGAAACACCAGCUGAACUCCAUAACAUAUCCUAUCAAAUCAAUAUGGAAAGUUACAUUGAGCAUGAUAAAAUUCCCACAAAUGUACUGGCAGUGGAAGCAACUCCAGCAUUUGAAUCUAAAUCAUCUGGAGGCUUUGAAUAUGGGGAGGAUCAUAUCUUGACGCCUCAACUUAACACUGAAGAUACUGAACAUCUUCCACUAGUUAAAUCAGUUUAUCAAUCAGCUAUCCGAGGCAACUCCCCCUUCCAGAACAUCAAAAGCAUCAACGAUGGUUCCAGUGAUUCACCCUUUCAUACUCCUCUAGUAUUGAGAGAUGAUAUGCAGACCCCCAGAACUGUUUAUACUUCACAUAAAGGAUCGUCUGGAAAGCGUGUGCGGACCCGCAAACAAUUCGCAUAUCCCAUCUUUAGACCAACAGAGAACAAGCUUCAGAAGAUGCAACUUUCAGAUUCUGCCAAGAUGACACAGCAGAUCUCUUCAGAUUCAGUGGUUAAAGGAGAAUCACUCAAUUCUUCACAUUUCCCUCUUGAGGUGUCUAAGUAUCAGCUCGACCGCCAAAGGCUAUUGGAUGCUGGAGAGAGAUCAAAGUCCAAUUCAGAUGAAAAUAUUGAGGUGUGCAGUCUAUCACGCUGGCUUAAAUCUUCACCCGCAGGAAACACGAACCAAAUGUACGAUGAGAACAAUCUUAUCGAAGAGGGACAUGCCUUUAUGACUUCUGAGGAUAAUGUGGAUGUGGACAAUCAUACUCCGAGGUUGUCCAAGGCUCGGGAUUGCCACUGUAUUCCAAACACAAGUAGAAAAUAUGGAGAGGAUCAACAUGUCAGCUGGCAUUCCACACCCUUUGAGGAAAGGUUGAUAAAGGUUUUGUCUGACGAGGAGGUGCCCCCUACAAGGAAACUUGUCCCUGGAAGGCUUCUCUAUCUUGAGGAAAGAGUUUGAGCCUGAAGAAAGAGUGUUGUGGCGAUAUUUGAGUUCAAACGUGGAUGAAAUCGUAUCAUCGAACUCUGAAGUUGUGCACUCUCAAAUGUGGACCAGCAUGUCAUUGCACAAAGUGGACUGAAACACAACUUACAGUACUGCGUUUUCUCUUGCAUCAUCAUCAUAUACCUGCCACUGUGCUUUUGCUUGCUCCCUGUUGUUACGAGACGUGAUGCUCUGUACAUAUGGUAUGGGCUAUACCUGCUAUGAUUUCUUAACUGCUUCUACUUCUAGACCUUUAGGUUGACAAUGUAAGUGUUUUUACUUAGCUGUCCUCUAGUUUCUAGAGCCAUUUCCCCUUCAGGUACAAGGGAUCAAAUUCAAAUGGCGUCGUAUAGCAUAGAGCAAUCUGACCUUCUAGUUAAGGCAUUUCAUCGUGUAUGCAACAUGCCCUCACCUCUCCUUGUUAAUAGAUACUGUCAUAUCCACUUAAUAUGUAAUCAUUUGCGUAAUUCUUAAGUCCUGAUACCACACCUGGUUUUCAAAUAGUA
This is a messenger RNA of Oryza sativa Japonica Group (Japanese rice), 1869 nucleotides long. The record is from RefSeq and is a predicted model, not a curated record. NCBI's taxonomy places the organism in Eukaryota, Viridiplantae, Streptophyta, Magnoliopsida, Poales, Poaceae.